Messenger RNA from Blepharisma stoltei, 630 nucleotides. NCBI's taxonomy places the organism in Eukaryota, Ciliophora, Heterotrichea, Heterotrichida, Blepharismidae. The record is from the annotation of a GenBank genome assembly.
AUGAAGACUUUGCUGAGGUCAUUAAGGAAUGUGAGAAAAGGCAAGCUUGAGGGCCCAAUUCAAAAGAAAGACAGUUGACAUCAGCGAAGAACAGCUAGGAAAAGAGAGCUGAAGAAGAGGGGAUAUAUCUAUAGGAAGAAGAGGGUUGUUCUACAGCUAACUGAAGCUCAUAAAGAGCAGAGAAUGUCCUGGGCUAGGUCUUUGAUUGACUCAGAUAUCGCUUCAUGGAUCUUCAGUGAUGAGUGCUAUGUGCAUCUCUUUCGUAACUCUAAUUUGUGCAAAGAAGGGAUAAACGCAACGAUUGAAGAGCCUAUCAAUUGAAAAACCUCAAUUAUGAUCUGGGGAGGAAUUUCUAUCGUUUUUGGCAAAAUGCUCUUCAUAAAGAAGGAGAAGUAUGCAAUCAAUGCCCAGGUCUAUAUCAGAGACAUUCUCCAGGGCUAUAUUGAGCCUUUAGAUGGAGACUACACCUUCGUUCAGGAUGGGGCAACAGCCCAUACUGCCAGGCAGACUAUGGAAUAUUGCAGAGAGAAAACGGAUUGAUGUGAAGACUCAAUCGCCGAAGAGCCCAGAUCUGGGCCAAUUUGAAGAGGAAAGUGGAGAAAAGAAGGCCUGACAGCAAAGCCAGACUAA